GUAUUGGACAGUCUUUUCUUUUCGAAUUUUGAUUUAUUUCUUAAUCAAAAAAAAAAAUUAUUAUUUUUCUUUUUGAUUAGGGAACUGUUCAACUUGGGAUCUGUCCGAUCCUUCCCACCUGUCUGCUGCCUACCUGUUCCUCCCCCUUCAGUCCGGGUACUGGGCCAGUCCGUCAGAUUGGCCCUCAGGUGACUCUUCAGACUUCGGGCACAACAGUGCAUGACACUGCUCACUCGAUCACAGACCAAGGCCAUGGACCGGAAGGCGGGAGAAUCCCUCCUGGCCUAUGAGGAACGCCUGGCGGUAUUCAUUCAGGAGGCCAACGAUAGGGCCGCCGCCGCGGCCAAGGAACGUCAUCGGCUUGAACAAGAGGAGGAGGCCAAGCGACAGAAGGAGGAACAGGACCGACUUCGUCAAGAGGAGGCAGACCUGCAGGCGGCAGCCGAACACCGGUCACGCCAGCGGGAACGACUGUUCACGCGGGAGACCGUGAUCGGCGAUGAGGCCGUACAUUGGCAGGAGGAAAUCCUUCACCUGCAGCAGACAGUGGACCAGAUGUUCGCAUGGCUGCAGGCGUUGGAAAAACAGCCAGCUGUUGUAGCAGCCGCAGGGCCUUCAAACCUUGCCACCCGUGUUCAAGUUUUGGAGGACGACGUCAGCAAUAUCAAGCGUGAGCAUCAGGACUUCAGGACAUCGAAGCAAGCAACGAACUUGCAGUUGGAGAUGCAGGUCCAGGCUGCUGCCACCGUGACGCCCGCCGCUGCAUCCUCCAGGCGCCCACCCAAGCUAGAUGACAUUCCAGUCUUCUGCGAUCAGUCCAAGACGGAAUCGAUCCCGUGGUGGCGCCAGCUUACUCUCAGGCUUGACAUGCACCAUGUCCCGAACAACGAUCGACAUCCGUGCUUGUACCACCGAUCUGGUGGUGCGUGUCAAGCAUGGCUGGGCAACAUCUUGACCAGCCACGACGUAGCAGUGUCAAAACUACACACCAAGCUCACUUGGCAGGAGUUGACUGACGCCUGGCACAAGCGAUUCCAAGUGGAGCCGACCGACCUGCAAGCGAUGGACAAGCUCAACAAGCUCCAUCAUAACACGCUGCUCAGUCAGGACAGGAUUACCGAGUUCCAAAGACUCACCUCCACACCUAACCUGCCGCUCGCUUUCCACGCCAUCAAGCACUUGUUUAUCAUGCGCUCAUGUCCAGCUCUGCAAAACGCGCUGACUCAGAUUGCGGAGACACUCGACACAUCUGACAAGCUUUUCAGCACAGCGUCACGGAUCAUUCUCACGAAUAUCGAAGCCCGCAACGUCGGCCGAUCUUCCGCGAUGACGAGCGGCACCCAGCCCAAGCCAAAGGUGACUUGCAUUACUUCUACCGAGGCUGCAACACCAAACGAGGGUGAAGUGUUGGCAGCUGCCCGGGAUGGUGGCCGGCCGCGCAACAACCACGGCCGCGACAAGACGAAUACUCAGUCCACCUCUACACCGAGCACCGGAUCAGCAGCCGACGAACCUUGGGCGCAAUACGGACUCUCGGCGAAUUUCUAUCGCACGCGACUCAAGUACCGGUAUUGCCUUUGGUGCAACAGCACCAUACGAUGCUGCACAUUGCCCCACCAAGGGGAAACCCCGUCCGGGAAAGUAGGCGCCGCGGAGGGUGACUCGACACCUCCCUCAACGCCACCGGAAGCAGUUGUGGCCACAACCGCCCUUUCUUCCGAGGCAUAUGUGGAUGUCGGGAGUCUUCCACUUUCGUACGAAGACUUCGCUGCCCGGCUCGUUCCUUCACUAGAUGCUUCUCAAGGACAAGAUACAUGUGCAGCUUUCUCACCGCCCGAAGGUUCUUCCGCCAGUUCGUCUUCAUCAAGGGAUUCCGCAAGCGUGUUCAACGAGGAGGCUUUGGACCCUCUCACGCCCGAGGAUUUCGCUUGGGUUCCUCUCCCUACGACGGGCAACCUUUCAGGGCCGCAAAGCGCAGCCCUAUGCGCCCUCUUACACAAGUAUCUUUCCUUCCAUGCACCACCAACUUCGCCGACGGUAGACGAAGUCGCGGUGGGGGACAUGCUUGGCUAUGUUGCCAAGGUGGCCCGCGAGUUUGUCUCGCAACGGUACGAAGAAAACAACGCACCGUUGCUCUACGUUCGCAUUCAGAUUGGGCAAGCGGCCUGCAACGCUUUGCUAGAUUGCGGCGCAACUCGCAACUUCAUCAGCCAGUCCUUCAUGACUCGGGCUGGUCUUGGCGCACAACUACGGAGGAAGUCACAUCCAACGACGGUCGCUCUUGCCGACGGUAAGACGAAACARCUUUUGGACCGUUACAUCUCGGCUGUCCCGGUGUACUUUGCACCGCACGCAUGUGAACCCGUCACUUUUGACGUGUUGGACACCGACUUCGAUGUCAUUUUGGGGAUGCCUUGGCUUUCUAGCGCGGACCACACGGUCAAUUUCCAUCGACGCACGCUCACGAUUCGUGAUGCAACUGGCGCCGAGGUCCCGUGUACUAUUCCUCCUCCUCGCUCUUCCAUUCGGUGCCAAGUCGUGAGUGCCAAAUCUUUUCGAGACACAUGCCAUUCUGAGCAUGUGGAAGAGAUUGGCAUCACUUUUCUUCGAACCGUCCCGACGACCGAUUCAUCGUCCACGGAUGUGUCUUCCGACCCCCGUGUGACCCGGUUGUUAGACGAGUUCUCGGAUGUUUUUGAGACACCCUCCGGUAUAGUGCCGGACUGGCCAAUCUCUCACGAGAUCAUACUUGAGGCCGCCGUCGUGCCACCGAAAGGAUGCAUUUAUCGCAUGUCCGAGGAGGAGCUCACGGCGGCCAUGACCAUCGAGUUUCGCGCUAUGGUAGACCGCUUCGUCUUGGUCUACUUAGACGACAUCCUCGUCUAUAGCCGAACUCUCGAGGAGCAUCUCGAGCACAUUCGCCGUGUUCUAGAUACUCUUCGGUUAGCACGGUACAAAGCUUACCGCGACAAAUGCGAGUUUGUCCGGCAAGAGCUUGAAUACUUGGGUCAUUUUGUCUCUCCAGAAGGCAUUCGUCCGUUGGCGGACAAGAUUCAAGCCAUCCAGGAGUGGCCCGAGCCGAAGAAUGUGACGGACGUCCAAUCCUUUCUCGGCUUGGCCGCUUAUUAUCAGCGUUUCAUCAAGAGUUACUCAAAGAUCGUGGCCAACCUAAGCAAGUUACAAAGUGAGGAGCGGCCUUUUGACUUCGAUAACGACGCUGAGUUGGCUUAUAACUCAUCGAUCCAUCCGGCUAUCGGGAUGUCGCCAUUCGAGUUUGAGCACGGUUCACCCAUCUCAUCGCCGCUGGACGCCACUUUGCCACGCACAGCCGAGAGCGACGACCAUCUUGCGUUCCUUCGUCGCAUGCAAGAGCUUCUUGUCAAGGCACGGGAUCAGAUGUCGAAGACGCAAAUACGGAUGAGCCGUCAAGCCAACCGCAAUCGCCUUCCUUGCCCAUUCCGCGCCGGCGAUCUGGUUUGGGUCUCCGCCGCGGAGUUCAGCCUCGAGCAAGACAUCUCUCGCAAGCUCCUUCCCAAGUGGAUGGGGCCUUGGCGCAUUAUCUCCGCAGUUGGUGAUGAUCCCGAGGGGCCUUCAUUCCGCAUCGCGGUGCCACCUCACUUGCCCGUCCACACGGUGUUCCACUGUUCCAAACUCGCUCCUUUCGUCUCAGCGGAGUCCGACGAGUUUCCCGGUCGACGUAUGCAAGACCCCCCUUCCAUGGACGGAUUCCAGGAGGCCGGCUACAUCAUCACCGACCGGCGCCAUGGCAACAAAGAAACAGAGUUUCAUCUUCACUUUUCCUACUGCAGCCACAAGGCUGACCGUUGGCUGACGCGUUCGGAACUGCAGGCCACAGCUCCUGCCGUUCUCUCACGUUAUCUUAGCAAAGGGAAGACUACGCCGAGCACUCCAUCUCCUCGCCUUCCUCGCUACAUUCCGCCAAUGGAUCGGCAGCUUCGCCCGCGCCCCGGCUCGUCUUCAUAAGGAGGGGGGCGUGUUACAUGCUGAAAGCCUACACACGGGCCCCUCACGGGACCCGAGGGUGGAAUAGGGCCCCCAGGUCGCGUCACCGCAACC
Molecule: messenger RNA, 4077 nt
Organism: Chara braunii
Lineage: Eukaryota; Viridiplantae; Streptophyta; Charophyceae; Charales; Characeae
Source: the annotation of a GenBank genome assembly